AUGUUUCAUAACAAACACAUAGUUUAUCCUCGUCAAGUCCCAACACCAAAUAGCCCUGCUCAUGAAUUCUAUGAAGCUGUUAUGACAAAAACGAUGGACAAGAUGGAAGAACGCCUCAAAGCAAAUGGGUUUGACGUCGACCAAAUCGACUCCUUUAAAAACUUGUGGCGAGAAAAAUGUUAUGAGAUGGAACAACAAAGCGACGAAGAAACAGAAGAAGCACAAUACCAACAACCUGAACAAUACGCCGCGAACGAUUUAUAUUCAAGACACUUAACAACACUGCACAAUCAACCGAUGAAUAUGAACGUGAAUGUAAUGAACGCACAACCGAUGCAACAAUUCCAAUUCGCGCCAAGCCAACAAAUACCUCCCGAAUAUCACGACUCAUUCCUCCAACAAGAAAAACCACUCAUGAUGCAACCAGAACCAAUCCAACAACAACCAACACCACAACAAAAACCACCUCAACCCCCUCAACCGCAACACCACACCAACGAGGACGUCGACGGUGACGCGUUGUCCGACGACGACGACGAUGACGAACUCAGCGAAGAACCGGAAGACCACGACGCACUGUUGAUUUGCUUAUUCAUGAAUGUGAGACACGCUAAAUCAAGACAUAGAUGUGAGUUCGUCAACUGUGUGCUCAGGUACAAACACAGAGAAUAUUUCUUCGUGAAGUGUAAUGCGGAGUUCGCUUCUCCUUAA
Molecule: messenger RNA, 711 nt
Organism: Entamoeba invadens IP1
Lineage: Eukaryota; Evosea; Mastigamoebida; Endamoebidae
Exons: 2
Coding region: 1-711 (236 amino acids)
Biological process (GO): transcription initiation at RNA polymerase II promoter; transcription by RNA polymerase II
Cellular component (GO): transcription factor TFIIA complex
Source: RefSeq, a predicted model, not a curated record